GUCAUUGUUCUUCUUCAGCUUAAUGUGACGACGAUGAAGAUGGCUGCUGCGUUCAUUGUCUCUGCGCUUCUCAUCUGCUGGUCCUUCACUUCCUGCACGGCAACACCAGAUGCUGGUUGUGAACAGUAUGUUCCAGCAGGGGACGACUUCACGGUGCACCUUCCAAUCAAACUGAAAGCCAUGGACAGAUUAGCGUGGAAACGUAACGGUGAAAACAUAUUUAAAAGACAUAAACAUUUGAUGAUCGUGGGGAAGGAUGAGGACAUCUCUGAGGACGGAUCUCUGAGGCUGAGGCAAGUGACAAAGGAAAUGGAGGGGACUUACAAGGCCGAGGUCCACACUGAAGCUGGGAAAAUAAAUGGGACGUACGAAAAGGUCCUGUGUGUGCAAGAACGCGUCAAGAUACCCACAAUAAAGCAUGUCUGUGAAUCAGAGAUGGUCAACUUCACCUGCGGAGGUAAUCAGGUGGAAGGUGUGAGCUACAAGUGGUAUAUGAACGGCAAAGAGUUGAAGGACAAAGUCAAGUCUGUGAAACUCUUGGUGAAGGAGGAGAGAGUCUUCUGCACCGUGUCUAACAACGUCAGCAACAUGAGCAGCGAGGCCAGCAGUCAGGACUGUAGGAAGUCAGUGUUUGACUUACCUGAAGUUAUUCCGGGGAUAAGCACCUGGGUCCUUGUGGGCGUUGGAGGAGGAGUUGUUCUGAUUCUGUUGAUCGUCGUCAUUGUUUGCUGCAUUCUGACCAGGCGGAGACAACACAUGCACGUGAAGGAUGAGGAGGAGCUUCGUUUGGGCUGGACCAAUCCCAACCAACAUCCUCAUCAGCACCAUCCUCACCCGUCCAAUCAACAACAUCCUCAUCAUUCUCACCCGGCCAAUCAACAACGUCCUCAUCAUCACCAUUCUCACCCGCCCAAUCAACAACAUCCUCAUAAUCAGCAGCCGGCCGGUCACACCGGGCCACGCCCACAUCGCAACAAACAGCAGCGCCAAAGAAACCCCAACCAGCCCAGUGCUCAGCCUCAGCCCAGCCCCCGACGGCAGCUCCCCCGAGAGCCUGAUGAAGAGCAGCCCCCUCCUCUUCCUCAGCCCAGGAAGAACGCUCCCCGAGUGUGACUCCACCAGAAGCCUCCCCUCGUCCUCCUCGUCUCUGCCCCUCCUCCCUGCUGAGGAUGACGACGACAAUGAUGAAUGAACUUUUUUUUAUUGAUUUUUUAUUUCUUUUUAAGCUGAACUCAAACUAAACACAAUCAAACUGUCCCUGUCCUCAUGUGAACAACAGUUCUUCAUUAUAGUCUUUUCUUUUUUUUUUUUAUCUUCUUCUUGCCUGAUGAUUCCGCUGCCUGGAUAAAUACUCGGCUCUGAUUGGCUCUCA
Molecule: messenger RNA, 1372 nt
Organism: Labrus mixtus (cuckoo wrasse)
Lineage: Eukaryota; Metazoa; Chordata; Actinopteri; Labriformes; Labridae
Product: T-cell surface antigen CD2-like
Exons: 8
Coding region: 34-1113 (359 amino acids)
Source: RefSeq, a predicted model, not a curated record